This is a messenger RNA of Symbiodinium necroappetens, 805 nucleotides long. Lineage: Eukaryota; Dinophyceae; Suessiales; Symbiodiniaceae. The record is from the annotation of a GenBank genome assembly.
GAGAGCCCGGCAGAUGCUGAUGCGAAAGAGACCAAGGAGCAGGAUGACACCGAGGCCGUGGCAGCAGUUGCAGCUGCCGCUGCGGUUCGAGCUGCAAAGUUGGCCGAGUUUGCCGACAAAACCGUCUUGGGGAAGCGGAAGAAGCAGCAACACCGGAAGGCCAGGUUCCCAACAGGGCCCGUCUUCGAGCCUCAGAUCUUAUGGAAGCCAGAUGCAAAUGGUGGAAGGCCAGUGCCGAAGCGUGAAGAUCUAAGAGCUGCCUUGACCUACCAGGAAAGCGGAACCCUUCCAAGGCCUUCCACGGUACCCACCCCCCGAGGCCCGCGGCGGGGCCCACGACGCCGCACAGGCCGGAAGCAGACCGAACGAACUCUCCUGGAGUCCCCAACCUUCCCCUUACCAAAUUCCCGACCCCAGACUACGAGCACAUUGCCGGGGCUAGAGGUGCAGGGAUUGGAGGUGGUCGCCGGGGAUUCCAAAGUCCAUGGCGAGCUGGUGAUCUCGCCAAGGCCAGCUUCGGCAGAGCGAAGGUCUUCCACACCGGACCGGGCUUCUGCGAGACUUGUGGAAUGCCCCAUUCUUGUUACAGCCAUGCCGGGCCCCUGCCGAAGUCCGCAGCCAAAGCCUCGGUCUCUUGCCCAAUGGCACUCCUUCGAACCAUCGAACACCCUGGAAUCCUUAGCCUCAGUCCUACCGGAGUCGGUGGCGGACGACGACUUCGACCGGCAAAUCUCGCCCCAUCCUGGCUUUCGGUUUGGAGUCGCUCUGCGCCAUCCCCAGCUCCUGCUGCCCAUGCCAGGCCCAG